AUGACAUACAAUAAGCGAGAGAGUAAGGCAAAACCAAAAGUACUCACCACCAUGAUUCGGAUCAAGUACCACUGGUUUGCCACUCGAACGCCAGCUUCCCUCGAUAUUCAGCGCCAGAUCAACCAGACGCCGGUCUCGGGGUCCCCAUCCAAGAAGGCGGCAAUAAGCAACGCAGCUGAGUUUGCUGGUAAUGACUUUCGUACUUCGCUGCCAAGUCAUUGUUUGACCGCCUUUGGCUCACUUCCACCCUUCACAUGGUUGUGCGAAGAGGGUCCUUCGAGGAAGUUGGUAGACUGGCAUACACAGCACGUGGCCAAGCCAGCGCAUCAUUGUUUGACCGCCUUUGGCUCACUUCCACCCUUCACAUGGUUGUGCGAAGAGGGUCCUUCGAGGAAGUUGGUAGACUGGCAUACACAGCACGUGGCCAAGCCAGCGCAGUAUCCAAGUUCACCACACCAUGCUUUAGUGUCCUACGGUCAUUGGUUUGUCGCAAAGCUCCGAGUGUUACCAGAAGAGCAGUAUAGAUCAGCUGUUCAGUACCGUUCAUGUGUCUGUCUACAAGUGGUUCUCGCGUUCAGCUGCAGCACCCUUUUGGUGCCUAGCUGCCAUGCCACCCGAAGGAAGCACGAGGGCUGGGAUACUGCCAGGUUGCCCAAGCCUAGACAGGAGAAGUCGAGUGGCGGAAGUUGGAUUCGAACCACGAACCUUCCGACUCUCAUCGAUCGUCGAUUCAGAGCGCUGUGCACAGAGGAAAUCGACCGAACGGCAGCUCAAAUAGAGAUUGCCAAUAAACUUCAAGAAACAAACAGGCCAGUGAGUUUGAUUAAGCGUCCACUAAGAAGAAUAUUGGCUCCAGUACCUAGACCCAAAGCAUCGGCGGUUAUUCGAAGACUGUUGAACCUAGCCAACAUUCGAGCCGCUUUUCAGAAGGGAAAAACGCUACGUUCAUUUGUGGUGCAAUGGAAAGAUCCCUUGCCCGUUGAAAGGACUAGGGACUGUGUGCAUAAAAUUAACUGCAACGAAUGCGCUCUGGUUUAUAUAGGACAAACUGCCAGGGAAUUGCACACCAGAAUUGGUGAGCAUAAAAGAAGGAUUAACAAGCCACCAAGGAAUGCAGAAGAAUACCAAACGCUGGUCAAAGACUCAGCGAUGGCGGUACAUGCCUUAGACACGGGACAUAGAAUAGAUCUGGAGAAUGUGGAAGUCUUAAGACGGGGACUGCGAUUCACACCACAACGGCUGAUAGCCGAGGCGGUGGAAAUCACUAAGCAUCACAGCGUGAAUAGAAUCGAGGGUGUGGAGCUAGCGAGCUCACUUGACCUGACGAAGCUUUUGUGUCAAAAGCGAAACGUUGCCCAGCAAUAA
This is a messenger RNA of Opisthorchis viverrini, 1365 nucleotides long. RefSeq lists its product as hypothetical. The transcript has 7 exons. Lineage: Eukaryota; Metazoa; Platyhelminthes; Trematoda; Opisthorchiida; Opisthorchiidae. The coding region runs from base 1 to 1365 and encodes 454 amino acids. The record is from RefSeq and is a predicted model, not a curated record.